Molecule: messenger RNA, 1083 nt
Organism: Aethina tumida (small hive beetle)
Lineage: Eukaryota; Metazoa; Arthropoda; Insecta; Coleoptera; Nitidulidae
Product: odorant receptor Or1-like
Exons: 6
Coding region: 1-879 (292 amino acids)
Biological process (GO): sensory perception of smell; detection of chemical stimulus involved in sensory perception of smell
Cellular component (GO): plasma membrane
Molecular function (GO): olfactory receptor activity; odorant binding
Source: RefSeq, a predicted model, not a curated record
AUGUUUACUGACUACUUGUCAGAACAACAAACAUUUGUGGACAACGCGGUAUACUUGUCAAAACGAUGUUUUUACUUCUUUUGGUCAUUUUGCGUUGCCAGUUGGAUUUCUUGGGGAUUUAAACCAUUAAUUUAUGGGGAAUAUAGAUUUCCUAUUAAUGUUUGGCUCCCGUUUGAUGCAUUCCACAGCACAAUUGUAUUUACAUUGGUUUAUGCAUUUGUAUUCAUAGGUGUUGGAAAUGCGGCAAACACAAGUGCGGCAGUCGACACAUUAAUUCCAGGACUGCUGUGCCAUGCAGCCGCACAAAUUCAAAUCCUGAAGGAUAAUCUUGUUCAUCUCGACGAGAGGACAACUGAGGAAGUAAACAGGACGUACAAACAAUUAAACAUGGACCGCAUCCAAUUGAAAAAUAAACUACUUUUUGAAAAAGUUGUUGAUUGUGUCAAACAUUAUAAAGCCAUCAAAGAUUUCGUCGAUCAAAUCGAGGAUUCGUAUAACUUGGUACUGUUCACUCAACUUUGCGGAAGCAGUUUGGUAAUUUGUAUAUGCCUGUGGAGGCUGGUGAUUGUCAAACCUCUCUCGAUAACAUUUUUUCAAAUGUUAGUAUUUUUGUUCACAAUGAAUCUCGAGAUAUUCUUGUUCUGUUAUUAUGGGUCGGUACUUUAUAAAGAGAGUGUAACAAUAAACGAGGCCAUUUAUAUGGGGAAAUGGUAUGAAUACGACAUUAAGUCGAAAAAAGCUUUGCUGAUUUUAAUGGAAGGUGUAAAACGACCGAUGCAAAUAACAGCAGGCAAAAUACUUUACGUUUCACUGGAAUUAUUUAUGGGGAUAUUGAAGAAGUCGUAUUCAAUUUUCGCUGUGCUGAAAAAUUUCACCUAAAUUGAGAAAAUUACACGACAACGGCAUUUUCAUUAUUUGUAAAAUAUAGUUCAGUGUUUAAUAGUUUUACUUCAAUACAAGUCAAUUUGAAUAAAAAUAAUUUGAGUAAAAAUUUACUAUUCACCUUCUUAUAUUGUGUAAAAUACAAGUAUUAUUAUUGUAUUGUACAGAAAUUAUAUUUAUUGAAAAUAUAUAAAUAAAAGU